AUGAGCAAUCUAAGUGAGGCUGAAAAGCGUAAAAUUUUGAGAGAAAGAAGACAAAAAAAAUUUGCUAAUGGCGGUGCAUCUUCAAGAUUAAACAAAAUUACAGGUCAAUCAGACAGUCAUUUAAACACAGAAUCACCCCUGGACAAUCCAACUAAUGAACCUGUUCUUCCAGCAGAAAGAAAAGUUGAAAGGACUCUUUCUCAAGAGGAUAUUCUUAACGGAAAAGAACCUUCAGAAGCUGAAAAUAUUCCUCAAGUAGAAUUAUUGAAGCAAUUGGCCUCAAUGCAAAAUGAAGGCUCUGACUCUACCCCAGAUUUAUUUUCCCUGUUGAGUUCUAUGCAAAAAAACGGUAUGCCUACUGCUAAUGGAACUGAUGAACUACCAAGUAAUAUCCCUGUGGAACCUUUAGUUGAUCCUGCAAUGCUAAAUUACCAUAAUUAUUUAGUAAAUAGAUUAAAAGCGUGGACUAUCCUACUAAAAUGGAUUGUGCUAGUUCCAUUCUUAUACUUAGUUACAAGAGGUGAAAGCUUCGAAAGUGCAUCUGUACUUGGUCCAUUAAGCAAUCUUGCUGAUUCUACUAAUUUUUUCAUGGUAUUUACAUCUUUCGAAAUAGUUGCAACAUCUAUCUACUACCAAAGACUUCAGAGUAUUGAAAGAAACAAUAAAGUGAACACACUAGACAAUAACAGUAAGAUAGUAAAGAUGGUAUCUAUGAUACCAGAAGGCCUUUUACCAAUCAAAAACAUAAAGGGUAAAGUGGUCACUUUACUGCAAUAUUGGGAUGUUUUAGCGAUGUUUAUUUCUGAUAUUUGCCUAGUUCUGAUUGUAAUUGGUAUAUUCCAAAAGUUUUAA
Messenger RNA from Maudiozyma saulgeensis, 852 nucleotides. Lineage: Eukaryota; Fungi; Ascomycota; Saccharomycetes; Saccharomycetales; Saccharomycetaceae. The record is from the annotation of a GenBank genome assembly.